GAAACGCGCCGCCUCUUUGGGAGACUUUUCUUUUUUUGUGCCCCUGAUUUACACAUCAACAGGGUAAAAUGAUACGCCUUUGACAGUUGUCCCAUUUUCUGCAAAGUAUGGUGUGCAGACAAAUUGGAUAAGGAAGCAUUUUCGUCGAACAAGCAGGAGUACAUACUCCAUUUGUAGGAUGGAAACCCUGAUUCCUACUAUCAACCGGCUGCAGGAGGUCUUUCUGACUGUGGGAGCAGAGGUCAUACAACUACCUCAGAUAGUCGUGGUUGGAUCUCAGAGCAGUGGGAAAAGCUCUGUGUUGGAGAGCCUGGUUGGCAGGGAUUUCUUGCCUCGGGGAUCAGGAAUUGUCACAAGACGACCUCUUGUGUUGCAACUCAUAAAUGUUGCCCCUUUGCAGGAGAGACUGCAGACUGAAAAUGGAAAUCGGGUUAAACAAAAUGGCCAAAACAGCUACCCAGGCGUCAGUGCUGAAGAAUGGGGUACGUUCCUGCACUGCAAGAACCAGAUCUUUACAGAUUUUAUGGAAAUCCGUCGGGAAAUCGAGGCAGAGACGGAGCGGAGUUCAGGAGACAACAAGGGCAUCGGUUCCGAGCCCAUAUAUUUGAAGAUUUUCUCCCCAAAUGUGCUCAACCUCACGCUGGUUGAUUUACCUGGAAUUACCAAGGUUCCUGUUGGGGACCAGCCAGAGAACAUUGAAGAACAAGUGCAAGAGAUGAUUUCUUCCUUCAUUUCCAACCCAAACUCUCUUAUCCUGGCAGUGUCCCCUGCCAACUCUGACUUAGCCACCUCUGAUGCACUGAAAUUAGCCCGUGAAGUUGAUCCAGAUGGUCGUCGAACGCUGCUGGUGGUCAGUAAACUGGACCUGAUGGAUGCAGGUACUGAUGCACUGGAGGUCCUUCUGGGUCGAGUCAUUCCUGUCAGGCUCGGUAUUGUCGGAGUGGUAAACAGGAGCCAGCAUGACAUCAACAUCCAAAAGAGUCUGGAGGACUCAAUGAAGGAUGAGCAGACCUUCCUGCAGCGCCACUACCCCUCCCUCGCGUCCCGUGCAGGCUCACGUUAUCUGGCCAAAACUCUGAGCAGACUGCUCAUGCACCACAUACGAGAGUGUCUGCCAGAGCUCAAAACCCGAGUGACUGUGCUGAGUGCCCAGUACCAGGCACGACUCAACAGCUACGGGCAGCCGGUGGAGGACUACAGCGCCACCCUGCUGCAGAUCGUCACCAAGUUUGCUAGCGAUUAUUGCAACACCAUAGAGGGAACAGGCAGGCACAUUCAAACAUCAGAGCUAUGUGGGGGCGCUCGGAUCUGUUACAUAUUCCAUGAGACUUUUGGCCGCACCCUGCAGUCUAUCGACCCCCUGGGAGGACUGAGUGAUCUAGAUAUCCUCACUGCUAUCCGCAACGCCACGGGUCCACGUCCAGCACUUUUUGUGCCCGAAGUGUCUUUUGAGUUGUUGGUGAAGCGGCAAAUUAAGCGUCUGGAGGAGCCUAGUUUGCGCUGCGUGGAACUCGUUCAUGAAGAGCUGCAGAGGAUCAUCCAGCACUGCUCCUCUUUUAGCACACAGGAGCUCCUGCGAUUUCCCAAAUUGCAUGACUCCAUUGUGGAAGUAGUGACUGGAUUACUGAGGAAGCGCUUGCCAAUUACUAAUGAAAUGGUGCACAAUUUAGUGGCAAUAGAGCUUGCCUAUAUCAACACAAAACACCCGGACUUCGCAGAUGCAGCGCAGGUCUCAGCAUCCGUCAACAGUCAGCUGAUUUCUUGCUUUCAGGCAGAGGCCCUUGAUGGAGGGAAGCGCUGGAAGAAUGAGAAGGUUCCAGAGGAUAAAACUUCUGCCACAAGCUUUGGCAGCCCCAGCAAAGGCCAGGCCAUUAACCUCCUUGACACAGCUGUGCCGCCAUCCCGCAAGCUAAGCACCCGGGAGCAGAGGGACUGUGAGGUCAUCCAGCGCCUCAUCAAAUGUUAUUUCCUCAUCGUCCGCAAAAGCAUCCAAGACAGCGUGCCCAAGACAGUCAUGCACUUUCUGGUGAAUAAUGUGAAGGAGCAUCUGCAGAGCGAGCUUGUGGGUCAGCUUUACAAGCAGCAACUUCUGCAGGGGCUGCUCAUCGAGUCACAGGACACGGCUCAGCAGCGAACCGAGGUUGCCCAAAUGCUAGAGGCACUUAAAAAAGCAAAUAACAUCAUCUCUGAGAUCCGGGAGACCCAUCUGUGGUAGCCAGAGGAAAGAUAACAACAUCUUUUGUCAGAGGAUGCCUCUGAGAGUAUGAGAGUGUUUGUGAGUUUACUGUAGGGAAAAUGUGUGCGGCAGGACCACGGUUUUCUCCCAGACCAAUAACCACAGCACAUUAAGAUCAACUGUUUACCUGUUGAGCACACUGGAGCAUUGCCUUUCACUAUAAUAUUGUUUUCAUUGAUUAAUCAAUCACUCAGGCCAAACAUGUUGUUGCAAAGCUAGAAAAGUGAAAGACAACCAAGAACAAAAUCUUUUUUUUUUUUUGCAUCAUGUUAUAUGAAAGAAUUCAUGAGGUUAUAAGAUUCUGCUUUAAAUGUGCAAUUGUUGUAUAUGAUGUGUGAGUUAUUUAAUGGCUGUUUGAUGUGUCCUCUCAGGGCUUCUUCUGAGCCUCUUUUAGAAGGUGCUAAUGUUACAUAGGAUUCAGAUUCAGUGCUUCAGCUUAAAUCUACUUUGCUCAGCAGAGAUGGAAAUGAAAUCUAAGUCAAAAUCCAUCUCUUUCAGCAGUGGCUGCAGUGCAACAAAUCAAGAGACACGCUGCAGUCAUUUUCAGAAAUGACUGAGUGACUAUAGAUUGCUUUUCCAGCUCUGUAGUGCUAUAAUCAGUUUCAGGUUUAUUUUGUUGGGUCACGUUUUCAUAUCAGUACAUUUGUACGGUUGCAUAACAUUACACGUGUAUCAUAGUCUUUAAUGAAACACUCCUAUCCUGCUUUGUUUGAGGUGUUUGGCAGACUUGCAUUGAGAUGCAUAACGACCGUUCACUCUAUGAACGAACUAAGGAUCGUAUUAAGUGAACUCUCAAUUGAAAUGUUUUUAAAAGGAUAACAUUGAGAGCUUCUUUUCAAUUGCCCCAAACCAAAAAGCUCACCAAGGAUGAUGGAAAAGAGAUGAGCUUGUUCCAUAUUUGAACUUUUUUGUGUGUUCCCAGUUGUGAACAUGUAUCCCAACUUAGCCAGACGUGUUGCUUGAUGUGUUUAAAAAAGAAAAAAAGCAUAUUUUUCAAAUGUUUAUUCCAUUCUCUCCAAUCAGCACAACCUUUUCUCUCAUCAGAAUUAAAAUCAAGUCCAAAAAAUGCAACUUUCUCAGGAAAACCUGCUUUUAUGGGACCAUCAAACAGUAGCUCCGAAAAGACCCUGCUUCAGGUUGCAUGUGUGUGUGCAGUACGCAUGUGUGGAGAUGUGAAUGGUUAUAUAUAUAUUUUUUGUUAUUUAAAUGUAUAUUAUCGUGUGUCCACUGCCUCUGAGUUCUUGCCUGCCAAUAUUUGUGAUACUCUACUUGUUCGUGGAAUUAAUUCAUGAGACUCAUUAAACUUUAAAGGACA
This is a messenger RNA of Cololabis saira (Pacific saury), 3551 nucleotides long. Its product is annotated as dynamin-1-like protein. The record is from RefSeq and is a predicted model, not a curated record. The coding region runs from base 179 to 2215 and encodes 678 amino acids. Gene Ontology annotation, biological process: mitochondrial fission. Lineage: Eukaryota; Metazoa; Chordata; Actinopteri; Beloniformes; Belonidae. Gene Ontology annotation, cellular component: membrane; mitochondrion; cytoplasm. Gene Ontology annotation, molecular function: GTPase activity; GTP binding; microtubule binding. The transcript is spliced from 18 exons.